AUGUCCCCAAAGGAGGCUACACUACGAAAAAGUAGAAAGAAACAGAAGAGAAAAGCUGAAAAUGUUGAAGAAUUGGAGCCUGGAGAAUUUGAGGUAGAGAGAGUAGUGAGCCGCCGUGAACGACAUGGCCACAUUGAAUAUUUGCUGAAAUGGAAGGGCUAUCCAGAUGAUCAGAAUACCUGGGAACCUGAAGAAAAUUUACAUUGUCCUGAUUUAAUCACAGCCUUCAUCAAUUCUGACAAAUCUGGUUUACCUCCUAGUGAAUUUGAAGAUAGAAAUGGUUUUGCUAGGGGUCUAAUACCUGAAAAAAUCAUUGGUGUCACAAAUAUUGGUGGAGAAUUGAUGUUCGUCAUGAAGUGGGAACGUGUAGAUCAAGUUGAAAUGGUGCUGGCAUCAGAGGCUAUUGCGAAAUGCCCUGAACUUUUAAUUGCUUUUUACCAAGAGAGACUAAAUCAGCGUGGAAAUUGA
Molecule: messenger RNA, 468 nt
Organism: Perognathus longimembris pacificus (Pacific pocket mouse)
Lineage: Eukaryota; Metazoa; Chordata; Mammalia; Rodentia; Heteromyidae
Product: chromobox protein homolog 3-like
Exons: 1
Coding region: 1-468 (155 amino acids)
Biological process (GO): chromatin organization; negative regulation of transcription by RNA polymerase II
Cellular component (GO): pericentric heterochromatin; nucleus
Molecular function (GO): chromatin binding
Source: RefSeq, a predicted model, not a curated record